AUGGCAGCAAUCUCAAGAGUGAACAUCACAACCACCCCAGAAAACUUGAUCUCCAAACCAACAGAUUCAUCAAAAUCUCACCUCUUCAGACUUUCAUUGCCAACCACCCCAUGGAGGAGGUGCACCGCCCGCCGGAUGUACAUCCGGCCGGUGGCAGCCGUCCCCGACAAGCUGUCCGGGAAGGUGGAGGAAAGCAUCAAGAAUGCACAGGAGGCCUGCUCGGAGGACCCCGUCAGCGGCGAAUGCAAGGCCGCGUGGGACGAGGUGGAGGAGCUGAGCGCGGCGGCCAGCCAUGCUAGGGACAGGCAGAAGGAAGCUGAUCCAUUGGAGAACUACUGCAAGGAUAAUCCAGAGACAGAUGAGUGCAGAACUUAUGAUGACUAACUUGUGUUUCUUGAUCUCAAACCUAUGCUUCAAUGUUCCCUUCUACUAAUGUAUGAAACAAAGAUCAAGAGGGAUGUAUGAAUGCUAGAGAAUUUAUUCACUACAUCUAAUUAA
Messenger RNA from Salvia miltiorrhiza (redroot sage), 498 nucleotides. Its product is annotated as calvin cycle protein CP12-1, chloroplastic-like. The transcript has a single exon. Gene Ontology annotation, biological process: negative regulation of reductive pentose-phosphate cycle. Gene Ontology annotation, cellular component: chloroplast. The record is from RefSeq and is a predicted model, not a curated record. Bases 1 to 384 code for a protein of 127 amino acids. Lineage: Eukaryota; Viridiplantae; Streptophyta; Magnoliopsida; Lamiales; Lamiaceae.